AUGGCCGAGCUCCUACCUGCACGUGUAACCUCAUGGCGAGAAUUCGUACUCGGUUGUUCAGCAUCGGGUGAUGCCGUUCCAGUCUGUCCGGAUUCAAUCCUCCCCAACGACCCGAUUGGGGCACCACGAAGCCGGGCACCGAUCGCACACUCCCCUCCUCCGGCGCCGUCCCUUAUAGAAACACUCCCAGCAGGUAUUUCCAGGAGCACGGCGAGGACGGGGCCCAUUGCAUCCGCUGCAGAAGCCAUGCCCGGCACUGACUGCCUGAGCAAGAGCGGCCUCGCGAGACCUGGGAGGUGGGUUCUCCAUGUGAUCUCGGCAUUUGAUAGACCUCUUGGUUUGUGCAAGAGUACCUAUGAAUACCUCCGGAUUCUGGAUUGCAGCGGGCUCGGGUGGGACCGCGAUGAUUUGAAGUUCCUCAGCAGGAGAUUGAGGCGUUGGAAUCUCAUCGCCUAA
This is a messenger RNA of Neurospora crassa OR74A, 456 nucleotides long. RefSeq lists its product as hypothetical. The transcript is spliced from 2 exons. The record is from RefSeq and is a predicted model, not a curated record. The coding region runs from base 1 to 456 and encodes 151 amino acids. Lineage: Eukaryota; Fungi; Ascomycota; Sordariomycetes; Sordariales; Sordariaceae.